This is a messenger RNA of Echinops telfairi (small Madagascar hedgehog), 594 nucleotides long. RefSeq names its product zinc finger C2HC-type containing 1B (gene ZC2HC1B). The record is from RefSeq and is a predicted model, not a curated record. Lineage: Eukaryota; Metazoa; Chordata; Mammalia; Afrosoricida; Tenrecidae. Bases 1 to 594 code for a protein of 197 amino acids. The transcript has 6 exons.
AUGGAUGGACCCAGUGGCUGCAACCAGGGACGGAAACACAGGCACAAUUAUGGCAAUCAGGAACUGUUUCCCUGUGAAGUGUGUGGAAGACGCUUUGCAGCAGAUGUUCUGGCAAGGCAUGGACCCAUAUGCAGGAAACUCGUCAGCAGAAAGCGCAAGCCUUUUAAUUCCCUGAAGCAGAGACUGCAGGGCACUGACAUUCCUACUGUGAGGAGGGGCCCUCAAACCAAGUCUCAACCUGUGAGGACAUCAAACUGGAGACAACAACAUGAAGACUUCAUCAAUGCCAUUCGAUCAGCAAAGCAGUGUACGUUAGCCAUUAAGGAAGGCCGGCCUCUCCCACCUCCGCCCCCACCGUCCAUCAACCCAGAUUAUAUUCAAUGCCCAUAUUGUCUGAGGAGAUUUAAUGAAACCGCAGCCCAGAGACACAUUAAUUUCUGCAAGGACCAGUCUUCUCGCCGAGUCUUCAAUCCAGCCCAGACAGCAGCUAAGCUGGCAUCCAGAGCUCAGAUCUGGAGCAAGGAGAGAGAUUUGUCCAGGAAUCUCAAGUACCCGUCCUCCUCAGAAUGGUGUCCGGGAACCUCAUCACCGUAA